AAAAUUGUACAGUUUUAGAAUUCAUAUCUAUGUUGUAUUUUACACUUUUUAAGUACAUUAUAAUUUGAGUUAAGGAGAUCAAUAGAAGAGAAAGGAAGAAGGAGCCUAAAUAAGAAAGAAAACAGUUUAAAAAAAGGAACUAUUAUUAUAAGAACAGCUGUAGCUGGAAAUUCCAAAAGAAUGGCCAUCGAAAUUCGCGGCAAAAGCAUCACCUAUAUGUAAACAACGAUCCAUCCUCCACCAUUCUUCCAACCUUUACCAUUUCUAGACAAGUGUUUGGCUCUAACCUUUUCCCACUUCUUAAACCCAUUUUCCAACCUCAAUCUUCCACUUUCCUCUGUUUCUUCUCCUUCCCUCCCCAAUAACUCCCAUUUCUGUUCCUUUCUCAACUCCCUUUCAACAAAAUUUCCUCUCUUUGCAUGUAAAAUUCCUUUCCCCUCCGCCAUUGGAUUCAUGGGUCCCUGCUAAAACCUCCAUCGGUUGUUUUUGCUGGCUUCAUUACGUUCCAAUUAGCAGGCCCCUAACGAAGAAUCCUUGUUUUUAAUCCACUCAAUUGCUGUGAUGUAGAUUGCUCAAUUCCCACGCUCUCUUGAUCCGAGGUUGACCGAGACGAUUGAUUUACCCUGAAGAUCAUUAUCGGUAUAUGUUGUUCUGGGUUCUGAAAUGGAGCAAUUUCGGCAGCUUGGAGAGGCAUUAGGAAGUGUAAAAGCCCUUAUGCUAUUCAAAGAUAGCGUUCAUAUAAAUCAGAGGCAAUGCUGUUUAUUGCUUGAUGUUUUGAGCUUUGCGUAUGAUUCAGUGGCAGAGGAGAUGAAACAGAAUCUUCGAUUUGAAGAGAAGCAUACUAGAUGGAAGGUUUUGGAUCAGCCUUUGAGAGACCUAAACAGGGUAUUCAAAGAAGCAGAAUGGUAUAUUAGGCAAUGUUUGGAAACAAAAGAUUGGUGGGCAAAAGUGAUUACGCUAUAUCAGAAUACUGAUUGUAUUGAAUUUCAUAUUCAUAAUCUGUUGUACAGCAUUACGGUUGUCGUUGAAGCCAUUGAAACUGCUGGGGAGAAUUCUGGUAGUGAUCAUGAUGAGUUGCUGAAGAAGAGACUAAUCAACUCCAUCAAAUACAGGAGAGAACACAAGGAUUUGAAGAUUUUCAAGUGGAAAUUUGGGAAACAAUACCUUAUUACUCGAGAUUUCUGUAAUCGAAUUGAUGCGGUUUGGAAUGAGGAUAGAUGGUUUCUACUCAAUAAGAUCCGGGAGAAGAAAUCCACGGCUUCGUCCAAGUACGAACAACGAUUAACAGAUCAUCUUAUGAAAAACAUUAAUGGGUCAGAAUCUUUGAAUGGAAAGCUAUUGCCAAGUUCAAUGCUAGUGGGAUCGAAGGAUUACCAGGUGAGGAGAAGAUUAGGGGGUGGCAGUCAAUAUAAAGAGAUUCUCUGGUUAGGGGAAAGUUUUGCUAUGAGACACUUUUUUGGGGAAAUUGAAUCCUUAAUUCCAGAGAUAUCAAUACUGUUAUCUCUUUCUCAUCCAAACAUCACAAGAUUUCUUUGUGGGUUUACUGAUGAGGAAAAGAAGGAGUGUUUCUUGAUAAUGGAACUCAUGAGUAGAGAUCUGUCAAGCUAUGUAAAGGAGAUUUGUGGCCCUCGUAAGAGAAUUCCAUUUCCUCUUCCUGUAGCUCUAGAUUUGAUGCUUCAGAUUGCAAGAGGAAUGGAAUAUCUGCACUCAAAGAAGGUCUAUCAUGGUGAUUUAAACCCUUGCAACAUUCUGGUUAAGCCAAGAGCUUAUUCUACAGAUGGCUAUGUACAUGGUCAGGUCUCAGGGUUUGGCCUACCUGCUGUCAAGUUUAAGAACUCUUCCAAUCAGAAUGAAUCUCUCCCGUUCAUAUGGUAUGCUCCAGAAGUUUUAGAAGAACAGGACCAAUCAGGAAGUGCUGAGAGUUCUAAGUAUACAGAGAAGUCUGAUGUGUACAGCUUUGGCAUGGUUUGUUUUGAAGUUCUGACUGGGAAAGUCCCUUUUGAGGAUAGCCAUCUUCAAGGGGAUAAAAUGAGUCGAAACAUUAGAGCAGGAGAGAGGCCACUUUUUCCUCAUAGCAUGCCAAAAUAUGUGACGAACUUGACAAAGAGGUGUUGGCACACCGACCCGAAUCAAAGGCCGAGCUUCACGUCUAUUUGUAGGAUUCUUCGAUAUACAAAGCGAUUUGUUGCAAUGAAUCCUGAUUACAAUAGCCAGACAGAUCCUGCUAUGCCAACAGUAGAUUACUGUGACAUUGAGUCAGGUUUGUUGAGGAGGUUGCCUCCUUGUGGAAUAAGUGAUGCCGCAUCACCAAUUACAGAUAUUCCAUUUCAGAUGUUUGCAUACAGAAUCGUUGAAAAAGAGAGAGCUGGUGCCACCUUUAAAGAUACAUCAGAAUCAGGAAGUGAUGCCUCAGCAUGUGGGGAUGAAACGGGAUCAUCAAUAGACGAUCCUUUCCCGACGUCAGUUGAGAAAAAACUACCAGCUCCGCGUGAAGGUAGUAGGAGGCUUUCAUUGACCAAGAACAAUUCUGAUAUCAAACUGAACAAGCUACCAGGCACACCGAAAGGACGAUUUUCAAGGCCUCCGCAAAUCAGUCCUCGUGGGCGAAGUUUGCGAAUGAAUUCUGAAAGCCAGCUUAUGACAAUAAGUCCAAAGGUUAGAAGAUCAUCUGGUCAUGCCUCAGAUUCUGAGCUACCCUAAAACCAAGGAAGAAGUAUUGAUGUAACUGACGACCUCAGUGAUUUAAAGGCAUGCUUAUAAAUGUUCCCCAUCGCCUGUAUGAACUACAGGCUUCACAGGCAAGUUCUUUUUCUUCCUAGAUGGAUGGGUGGAAAAGGAAAUAUGGAGCUGCGCUUCGAAGAUGAGAAUGAUCCAACACAUUUUGCAACUAGGGAUAAUCAAUCUUUAGCAAAGAGCAGUGAUCAACCGGGAAAAGAGGGGGAAAUUGCUGGAGGAUUUAGUCAUUGCCAAAGGGUAUAUACUUCUUUCAAAGUUUUGCUAUCUAUCUUCAAUUCUAACAGCAACAAAAAUACCUGAAUGAAAGAAAAGCACACACUGUAAGUUGUGAAGAGCCUACCUGCCCAGCCAAAAAAGAGAAUUCUGCAAACCUCAACAGAAGAUGAUGAAGCUGCUGUUUUCGCCCACAGAAAUGGUCUCGGGAAUGGAAGAGGGAGGGAUCAAGAAUGCAUGAAAAAGGAAACAAACAUUUUAUAAAAUUUUACUAGAACAUACCAGACUCCAUAUGAGAUGUAUUGAUUUAAUACUGAUUUUAACAUUUGGAAUGAGAAUUAAACUUAGCGUGAAAUUUAACA
Messenger RNA from Cucumis melo (muskmelon), 3311 nucleotides. RefSeq lists its product as uncharacterized. Gene Ontology annotation, biological process: signal transduction; protein phosphorylation. Gene Ontology annotation, cellular component: cytoplasm. NCBI's taxonomy places the organism in Eukaryota, Viridiplantae, Streptophyta, Magnoliopsida, Cucurbitales, Cucurbitaceae. Bases 664 to 2700 code for a protein of 678 amino acids. Gene Ontology annotation, molecular function: protein kinase activity; ATP binding. The transcript has 2 exons. The record is from RefSeq and is a predicted model, not a curated record.